CUAGAUUUGAAGGCAGAAAUGGAGGGGGGUCUUUGUCAAGAUUAAGGUCUUUGUCAUUGGGAAUAGGUAAUGUAAUAAUCAAUAAGUUAUUUUAUACAUCAUAGUCUGGACAUUUUGGAAUGAAUCUUUAGAAUGAUUAACAGCAAGUUCUUAAUCAUUCCUCAUAGCGGUCCCCUAAAGAAGAAAGUAUCAAUCAACAUAACAACGAACAUCUGCAGACUCUUGGACUAAAACAGUCUCCAAACCUCUAUAAAUUAUAACAUUUGAACAGAGCAAUACAAUUCAAAUCCAACAUCUAUAUUCAGAAAUAUUCUCAAUUCACUAUACUAACCUAGCCUGGCAAGCCAGACCCAUAUCGGAAAAAUAUUGGGUCUGUUCUCGUACGGUGGCAGUGUGGGCGGGAUAAACGGUUGUCUUUCAAGUUCCCUCUGCACGCAAUAGGAUAGCGCUACAACUAAUCAGAGCAACGAAGAAGGUGACGUAGUCGGAGCGACGGAGAUUUCCAUGGGGAAGUGUUGCGAAUGGUGGAUUGAGAGAAUGGAGACCAACGACGAAACUUUUACCGUAUCCGGUCGGCAAAACUCCGAAUAUAUCUUUCUUUUCCAGGAAAGACUUCAGUGCAGAUAUGUACCAGGUUCCAGUUCAGAGGCUCGACAGAAUCAGAACUUCCAGGAAGAGAGUCAAAGAAAUACUGACUGACAUAGGACUGGAUUCUUGCCAAGACUUCCUAAAGGAGGAUAAGAGUGGUGACAAUGGUGAGCAGUGCUAUGAGAACACAGAAUGGAACGACCUCACAGACUGUUACCAGACCAAGAGGAAAAAGUGGUGCUACCGCACCCAGCCCCUGUGCUGCUCCCUCUGCUGGUUCUCCUGCCGCUCCUGGCAGACCUUCCGGAACCACGUCCAGCGAUGCCACGACGAGGAGGGGGACCUGGCCUCCCUCUCGCCGUGCCCCGCGUGCGCCUACAUAUGCCGGCCCGACCUCCUCUCGAAACACGCCAAGCUGUUCCACACGCAGCCACAGGCGGCGCCGGCGGGCAGCAGCAACGGCAACACGGGCAACAAAGUCACCAAGACCCUGGCGAGAAUGCCAGUCUCUGUUACACAGGCCGGCGUGCGUGUCACCACGGUGGGUCCGGGCGGCGAUAAGUACUCGUGUGCCGCCUGCGGUUAUCAUGACAGCCUGCUGUACGUGAUGAGGAAACACGUCCUGCUCACUCACUGCAAGGCCCUGCUGCAGCGCUACUACAGCUGCCAGGUCACCACUCUGAAGAAGAGGGCCAAGCCUGCGCCAAACGAAAGCCCAGGCAGCAAUGAAACUUGGACCACGGUAAAACAGUCCAAGUUUUCCUGCUGCGUGUGCAAGAUGCCGGCGGAGACCUCGGAGCACCUCCUGUACCACCUGCUGAGCUCAACCAAGCACCAGGAGCUCCAGGCCCACAUCAAGCCCCUGCUGGUGGAGCACUGCAGCGUGGCCAAGAUCGCCCCCGCCGGCAGUAAGGCUUCAGAGCUGCCCCACCUGGCUCCCCGGGCCCUCCAGCAGGUGGUCUCGCUGGUUGCCAAAGGCAUGAACCUCCCCCCCGUCAACGGGAAGUCUGCGCCCCCAAAGAAGGCAGUCCUGGUGGCCUCUCACUCCCAGCCCACCUCUCUGGUGUGCUCGGCCGGCGGCGGGGCGCCCCAGGUUCUGGUGGCCAAUCAGAAAGCGGGGUCCGGCAUUGCGGUGCGUGCCGCCCCCGGCCAGCCGUCGUGUUCGAACAAACCCGUCAGCUUCGUGAUGUCGUCGGGAGCGCAGGGCAACCAGAUUCCUUUGACCAUGACGAUGACGGGCUCCAGCCCAGGCCAGACCCAGCAGGUGCUGCUGCCCGCGGGUCUCACCCUCAACCUGGGGACGAAGAUGGGCUCUGUCGGUUCUCCGGGCCAACCGCUGCUCUUCAGCCAGGGACGGGGGGGCCAGAUAGAGAUGCAGGUGACCACCUCAUCGGGCCAGCAGAUGGUUCUAACGCAGGGGAAAGCCACGACGGCAGGCGCCAGCGCCCCUCAGACCCUCCUGUCUGACGGGAAGGCGGCAGGAGGCCAGGCCAUGGUGCUGACCCAGGGGAAGACCCUGGGCCCGUCCGUGGUCCUCGCCCCCAGCAAUACCAACUCCUUUGCUGCCAUGGCGCCCAACCAGUCGCUGCUGAUCGGAGGCCAGGUGGGUUCUGUUCGUCCCAUGAUGUUGAACCAAGGGUUGUCUAUACAGUCCCAACAGCAAGGGGGGACGCUUCUUUCCUCGCACCCAACUCUGGGCUUCAUAGCCACCGGCAACAAGAUGGGCCCUGGCCAGUCCCUGAUGUUGAACCAAGGUCUAUCCUUACAGUCCUCCCAGUCUGUGAGGCUCAUACCCACUGGCAACAAGGUCAACGGCAUGCCCACCUACACCCUGGCCGCCGUGCAGAUGGCUGUCCCUGUUCAGUCCGGCGUGGCCAAGCCCCCGGUGUUGGUCAACGUUCCUCCACAAGCGCCGCCCGUCGCACAGGCCAACCCCAGCGCGGCGCAGACCAACAGGGCGGCGCUCUCCUCCCCCACGGGGAAGGUACCGUCGUCGCCGCCGCCCGUCCCGCGAGCCAAUCCCGGUCCGGUCCCGGCCAAGCGGGCGGCUGUGUCCGCGCCCACAGGGAAGGCAACUGCGCCGUCCGUCCCUAAGGCCAACCUCAGCACAGCGCAGACCCAGCGGACGGAGGGGUCCACACCCACGGGGGUCCCAAAAGCCAACACCAUUCUGCCGCGGUUAAGGUCCAAUCGGGGCAAUGUGUCGUCCCCCAAGGGCAAGGCACUGGGGGCGAAGAGUCAGUUUGUGACGUGGAGUGCGUCCGGUGUCCUGGAGUGCCUGCUCUGUAAGAGUGUCUUCCCCGACCACGGGCUGCAUCUGCAUCUCCUCCACGGCAUGAAGUGCCUCCUGUGCCCUCUGGUGUUCUACACCUUCCGCCAGCUGGUGAGCCACUGCGACGAGGCCCACGGCCUGGCCGCCGCCGUCAACCGCGACCAGCUGUGGAAGAACCACCGGCUGCUGGUGACCAAGGACAGCCGCCUGCUGUCCCCGAAGCCCAUCGUCAGCCUCAAGGUGCCCAAGGACCUGCUGGGCUGCCCGGAGCUGCACCUGGCGCUGGUGCACAAGGACACGGACCUGGAGGUCAUGCACCUCCAGCUGACGGAGAGGCUCACCAAGGCCCCCGGGGCGCCGGCCAACGGCCAGCCCUCCUGCCCCUUCUGCACGGACCUGCGGCCCCGGGGCCCGGCGGCCGACGUGCAGCAUCUGCGGCGGCGGCACCACGUCAUGCACGCCAUCCACGCCAUCCUCAAGACGCCCGCCUUCAAGUGCGUGUACUGCCUGGGCGUGUACAUGGAGCCGUCCAGCGCGCGCACCAUCUCCAUCCACGUGCAGCGCUGCCGCUGCGCGCCCCACAGCGCCAAGGAGGCGGAGCGGCGGCUCAACCCCGACCCCGCCUCCGCCGGCGGCAGGGCGGCCUCCAGAAGGGGCGUGGCCGCGGCCAGGGAGGGCUUGGAGGCCCCGCCCGGUCCUGAGCCCUACGUCGACUCCCCGACGGAGAUCCCCGCCGGCUUAGCACAGAGACCCCUGUCAGAGAGGAAACUCUUCCUGAACAAAUACUUCCACAAGACGCCCUACCCUACACGCAAGGAAAUAGAGUUCCUGGUCCUCCGGCUGAAGCUGAGCCAGCCGGAGGUGACGUCCAUCUUCAGCUCCAAGAGGAGGAGGUGCCGGGAGGACUGUCGGCGGCGCGGGCUCCGUGUGCUGCUGGGCUUCGACAGCUCUCACCUCAAGGCGGUCAAACACAACCUGGUCAUACCGCACGGUCAGACCAGCCAAGGUCCACGGGCGAGCAAGGACACCCAGACACCAACGCUGGUCGAAUGCAAACAGGAGCCCCCGGACCCCGUAGAGAUUGUGGGGCCCUUUGGGGACCACCCCUAUGCCGAACCCCUAACCCACCCUGGCUCUCUCCAAUGCAAAAAAGAGGAUCCUGACAGAACUGUGUCGGGGGGGCCAGAGUCAGGGGAACAGCCCUGAGGGGCCCAUUCAGCAACCCCCUAAGGAAGGACACUAAACCAUUCAUACAUAAUGCAAACGGUUUCACUGUCUUCACGCCAACGGACUUGUAUAUUGAAAACCUCUGAAGCCAAAACGGUACUUGGAGUAGAAGUCUGGACGGACCCUAGUGGACGACAGUGCUAAACCAGCUGAAAACCAAGCGUUCCUGUUGUUGAUUCUGCGUGACUGAAUCGUGGUACAUUUGCAGUGGGGAGGGGUGAGUGAAGGCAGUGAGUUUGGGAUUCACUGCCACGUUUUUUUCUUCUUUUGCUGGGUUAUUGUGAUGGGAUAACAUGAAAAGGUGCAUCGAUAAAACUCAUUAAAGCAAACAUGCUUAACAAUAGGAAACGGGGAAAAAAAGUAAAUGUAUGUAUGGAAGUAGUGUCUGUCCAUCAGGAAAGUCGCUUGUUGGGUCACUACAUAGAAACCCUCACCUAGGUUUCACCGAUGAACCACACUAAAUGGGUACGUAUUCUUUAUUUUAUUUUCAGGAAGAUUUCUGCUGAAUGUGCAUGUUGAGGCUUGUUUGCCCAGAGCAAUGGCGUGGGCCACAUCCCAAAAUAGGUAGCUUCAGCAUCCAAAUGAUAUAAAGUUAUUAAACGCCAACUUAAAUGAAGUACCUUUAAUAAAAGGUAAAGCAUCCACCUUCCCACAUAUUUUAUUUUGGAUAUAAAGUAUUUUCUAUCUUUUUUUUUUUUUUUUUUCACUGUCUUUUUUGUUCAUUCACUAUUUUGGUUAUCUCCUCACAAUAUAUAUUACGGUAUACACCAUUCUACAUUUUACAUUGGGUAAAGGAUGAUGAGGGAAUUGUAUAUGUGAAGAGAAACAUUUGAGCGAAAAACAGCAAACCAAACAACAAAAUAAAUCUCUUGGGGGAGGGACAAGGACCAUAGGCCAAUCAAACUGAAGGGUGGGCUCAGUCCACCCGGGCAACAAUGGAAGUCGGCUAUGUUGGCUUCCGUCACAUGUCUAUGAGCUGAAGUUGGGCAUUGUUCUAGAAAAGUAGGACAAAACUUUUGGGUUUUAAUUGGGGGUGUGGCUGAUAAUAACGGACGCUGAUUGGUUGGUACACAAGUAGGCCAAAAGUAGGCCAGUUUAAACAGUGAUGCUGGAUUCUCCUAUUUGGAGGUGGAACAUUAAUGCCGCAUAGGUUAACCUUACCUAACCUAGCAGGGAAAGGUUGCUCACUAAACUAACUUAAACGUUAGAAGCACACAAUUAAUUUGAAGGAAGAAUGCUGUCCAAAUUCACAAUAAAAACCACACACAUUGCUUUCCUGAUCAUAGACUUGGAUUAUUGACACCUUUUUCUUCUGUGUCUCUGCACACUGUGGAAGGAAGGCAGGACUAGAUUGGACUCUACCAAAAAAACACUACCAGUACAUCCAGUCAUUUGUGCCACAGGACGCUGGCUUUUUAUGUUUUUAAACCACCAGAGUCUACAGUAAGCGUAAGCGUACAGUUAGUGCUUUUCUGCUGUAGGCUCAACACUGUUGACGCUUUUGGUUGUUUCUGAAGUGAAGCGCAUGGUCUAGUAUUUUAACGGGGCUGUAGUGUGGUGUGUUGUUUUUAAGGAGUUAAUCUAUUGUUCUGUUCUCUCUUGUUGCACUUUUGUUUCAUGCUGUCUCUUUGAUCACAUCAAAAUCUGCAGGACUUAAAUGGUAAUACAUUGCACAUCACAACAAAUCGGUCAGUCUCACUCUUUAGUAACAAGCUACAAAACACAUAUAUAAUUGCUGUCAAAUGCAACUUGAUAUUUUUUUUUACUUUGAAAAAUAAAACUGAAAUUUUCACAUUGAGUAUCUUUGUUUCCCCCAUCAUCGGCUGUUUUCUGUUUUAAAUUAAACAUCCAUGAGUACAACCUUUAAAAGGUGCUCAAACACCUUGUUUGAGCUAGACCCCACCCACUAUUCUGAUAUAAGAAGCAGGGCCAACCAUUUGGCUAUCCUCACACUUUCACUUAAAUACCUGUGCAUUAUGUCAGAUGAUCGACAAAACACAAGUUAUAAGAAUAAUACAAAUCUAUAUUUUGCCAUCCAUGGCCAAUGAGAUUCAAAAUGUUGCUAGACCAAUCAAAGCCUGUGCAUUAAAGUGUGAUAAUGCGGUACGCAUCGCAAUUAUUCUUACUAAAACUGGAAGCCCUUUACAGCCACAAUAGUGAUCCCAUGACGAUAACUUACAACACUCAUUGUUUAUUUAACCAUAAGGCAAAUGCAUUCAAACAUACUAUUGCAGUUCAUCUUUUU
This is a messenger RNA of Gadus chalcogrammus (walleye pollock), 6332 nucleotides long. Its product is annotated as activity-dependent neuroprotective protein 2a-like. Bases 626 to 4066 code for a protein of 1146 amino acids. Lineage: Eukaryota; Metazoa; Chordata; Actinopteri; Gadiformes; Gadidae. Gene Ontology annotation, cellular component: nucleus. Gene Ontology annotation, biological process: regulation of gene expression. The record is from RefSeq and is a predicted model, not a curated record. Gene Ontology annotation, molecular function: DNA binding. The transcript has 17 exons.